Messenger RNA from Lycium barbarum (goji berry), 441 nucleotides. RefSeq lists its product as uncharacterized. The record is from RefSeq and is a predicted model, not a curated record. The transcript has a single exon. Bases 1 to 441 code for a protein of 146 amino acids. Lineage: Eukaryota; Viridiplantae; Streptophyta; Magnoliopsida; Solanales; Solanaceae.
AUGACCCAUUCUCUAGCUUUACCAUCUACAACCUUAAUCCAAUACACCAUAACUCCAAAAAUCAAGGCAUUACCUAGGUCAAAAUCAUUCAAAAUUCAAGCUGUACAAGAUAAUGAACGUGGACCUAGAAGACUAAUUGACAUUAUUCGUAUUGUACCAGAAAUUUCAAGAAAUUACUUUAAAAGCCCUUCAAGAAGGGCACUAUUUGGAGGUAUAUCAUUGCUUGGUGGAUUUUAUGUGGCGCAAACAAUUUCUCUAUCAUUUGGAGCAUUGGGAGUUAAUGACGUCAUUGCAGCUGUAGUUUGUGAUUUAAUUACCGAAUAUGUGACAAGGUUUUACUAUAGUAGGCCUAAGGUGACAUUUCCUAUUGCUCUUUUGAACAAUUUUAAGAUGGGUUUUACUUAUGGUCUGUUUAUUGAUGCUUUUAAACUUGCCAGUUGA